This is a messenger RNA of Paramormyrops kingsleyae, 3431 nucleotides long. The record is from RefSeq and is a predicted model, not a curated record. Lineage: Eukaryota; Metazoa; Chordata; Actinopteri; Osteoglossiformes; Mormyridae.
ACAGAGGAGAGGCAGAGCGCUUUGGCAGAGCGCAGAAACGGACGCACAGAGCAGCACUGGGCGCCUCUGAGACACAGGCAACAAGCAAGAUUGCCGCCGUCACGGCAACAGUGCUCAUCCGACACCAUGACAACAGCCACGACGGCAUGCCGAGCCACCACUGGCGCCGCGCCGCAGGAGUAGCCGGGAGACGAGCUGGGACCGAAAGCCCAUCGUGUCGCCAGGAGAAGCCAUUCAUCCACAGCAGUCUCCGGAGUGACGCCCCCCCACCCCUAAACCCCCCCUCACAGCUUCAGGUGUCUCUCUACCCCCCCGGGGAGAGCGGGAAAGAUGCAGCUGCACGCUGAAGGCGAGCACGCAGCCCCGCACCGGACUCGCUGCCCCGCGCCUCCCCGCGCGCUCCCUCCUCGGCGCUGACGGCUCUGCCUCCGCUCCUCAUCUGCCCCAGCACCAUGAGGAUUUCCUGAGACCCCCCCCCCCCCCGGUGUUGCCCAGCUUCACACGGCGGAGGAACGAACCAUGUAAGCGACCACAUCAGGCAGUGACUCUGCACCAUGAACCCAAUGGCACAGCUGUACUACAAGAAGGUGAGCUACUCGCCAUACCGCGACCGCAUCCCGCUGCAGAUUGUGCGGGCGGAGGCGGAGCUGUCGGCCGAAGAGAAGGCCUACCUGACGGCAGUGGAGAAGGGCGACUACGCCGGGGUGAAGCAUGCCCUGCUGGAGGCUGAGAUCUACUACAACAUCAACGUGAACUGCAUCGACCCCCUUGGGCGUAGUGCCCUGCUCAUCGCCAUCGAGAACGAGAACCUGGAGGUGAUGGAGCUCCUCCUCAACCAUGGGGUGUAUGUGGGCGACGCGCUCCUCUACGCCAUCCGCAAGGAGGUGGUGGGAGCCGUGGAGCUGCUGCUGUCCCACCGCCGGCCCAGCGGGGAGAAGCAGGUCCCCUCGCUGAUGAUGGACAGCCAGUUCUCAGAGUUCACCCCUGACAUCACGCCGAUCAUGCUGGCUGCUCACACCAAUAACUACGAGAUCAUCAAGCUCCUGGUGCAGCGCGAGGUGAGCAUACCACGGCCACACCGCAUCCGUUGCGACUGCGUGGAGUGUGUCUCCAGCUCCGAGGUGGACAGCCUGCGCCAUUCUCGCUCCCGCCUCAACGUCUACCGGGCACUGGCCAGCCCAUCACUCAUCGCCCUCUCCAGCGAGGAUCCUAUCCUCACCGCCUUCCGCCUGGGCUGGGAGCUGAAGGAGCUGAGCAAGGUGGAGAAUGAGUUCUGGCAGGAGUACGAGGAGCUGUCUCAGCAGUGCAAGCACUUUGCCAAGGACCUACUGGACCAGGCACGCAGCUCCCGCGAGCUGGAGAUCAUACUUAACCACCGCGAUGAUCACAGUGAAGAGCUCGACCCCCGCGAGUGCCAUGACCUGGCCAAGCUGAAACUGGCCAUCAAGUACCAUCAGAAGGAGUUUGUGGCCCAGCCUAAUUGCCAGCAGCUGCUGGCCACCCUCUGGUACGACGGCUUCCCCGGCUGGCGACGUCGCCACUGGGCUGUCAAGCUGCUCACCUGCUUCGUCAUCGGCCUGCUCUUCCCCGUCUUCUCCCUCGUCUACCUACUGGCCCCCAAGAGCUCGCUGGGCCACUUCAUCAAGAAGCCCUUCAUCAAGUUCAUCUGCCACACCGCCUCCUACCUGACCUUCCUCUUCCUCCUGCUGCUGGCCUCGCAGCACAUUGUGCGUACCAACCUGCACAUGCAGGGCCCCCCGCCCACUGUCGUGGAGUGGAUGAUCCUGCCCUGGGUGCUGGCCCAUGAAUGGUUGUUCGAGACCUUGCAGUCCUUGUUCUGGUCAGUGUUCGGCCUGCUCAACCUGUACGUGACCAAUGUGAGGGCACGCCAUGAGUUCACGGAGUUUGUGGGGGCCACCAUGUUUGGGACGUACAACGUCAUCUCCCUGGUGGUGCUCCUCAACAUGCUCAUUGCUAUGAUGAACAACUCCUACCAGCUGAUUGCCGACCACGCUGACAUCGAGUGGAAGUUCGCCAGGACCAAGCUGUGGAUGAGCUACUUCGACGAGGGGGGCACGCUGCCACCACCCUUCAACAUUAUCCCCAGCCCCAAGUCCAUGUGGUACCUGUGCGUCUGGCUGCAUGGUCGGCUGUGUGGCAAGGGACCGGCGCCAACGGAUGAGCAGAGGAAACACGAGAACUUGAAGGAGUUUACGGAGCGCCAUGCUGACAACCUGAUCCAGAACCAGCACUAUCAGGAGGUUAUCAGGAACCUGGUCAAGAGGUACGUCGCCGCCAUGAUCCGGAGUGCCAAGACCAACGAAGGACUCACAGAGGAGAACUUCAAGGAGCUGAAGCAGGACAUCUCCAGCUUCCGCUAUGAGGUGCUGGACCUGCUGGGGAACAGGAAGCUGCCACGGCGCACCUACUCCUCCAGCAGUGACGUCACCCUCAAGGAUGAGGCUGCUGAGAGUGGCGACGACGGGAUAGACCCUGGGGCAGCACUGAGCCUGGGCAGAGACAGUGGGCAGGAUGGUGGCAAGGGGAAGGGCGUGACCUUCAACCUAUCGUCGUCUGGCAGGAAGAGCCGCGAGGCGGCGUUCAGCGUAUCCGCCCUUUUCAAGUCCAUGUCGGCCUUUGGGGUGCCGGCGGAGGACAAACCAAAGAGCAAUGGGCUGAAGAAGUCCUCCUCGUCCUCGCCUCCCCCUCCCGACCCUGCCUCCUCCUCCGCAUCUGUCCGGAAUGGGGGCAGGUUCCAGCGUCUGGCCGGCACCAAGAGGGACUCUCUGAAGCGCAUAGGGCUGCUGUUCUCCCGCAUGAACGGCCACGUGCCAGAGCCGCACUGCGAAGCCGCCUACAGCAUCUCCGAUGGCCUGCUGCAGCCGCCCGCCACCUGGCCCGACCUCAGCUUCGCCCCCGAGCGCCACGUGACGCGCAGCGAGGUGAACCUGAGCCGCCUUGGCACUGGGGGGGCGCAGCAGGACCCGGCAACAGCGCUCCCACCCGACCGCACCCCCCCAUCCUCCCUGCACUGUUCUUCCGGCUUUGCUGCCUCCAGCUCGCGCCUCCUGGACUCUAGUGAGGACGUGUUUGAGGGAUGGGCAGGGGCCUGUGACGGGCUGGACUCCUCCCACUGGGAGGCCGAGCAAGAGGAGUCGGUGACAACAAAGCUAUAAAGCAGGGCUGCCGGCGCGCUGAGGGACACUGACGCGACCGGCGGGGCUUUGCCAGUCUGCAUGCCGGUCUGCACGCCUGACACAAGCUUGUGAUGGACCGCGUCUGCGGCCAAGCCAGCAGGGCAGGCAGGACCGGGAACGCUUACCACGUGAUACCCAGGGCUCCUUUAUUACACACUAUUAUUAGCUUAGAGGGAAAAUGGAAAAAUGACAAAAAAAAACAAAUGAAGAGCUUAGUUUAUUGCAAUAGUAGUA